Messenger RNA from Triticum turgidum subsp. durum (durum wheat), 1923 nucleotides. The record is from the annotation of a GenBank genome assembly. NCBI's taxonomy places the organism in Eukaryota, Viridiplantae, Streptophyta, Magnoliopsida, Poales, Poaceae.
AUGUUGGAUUUCUCUGUUAGGACGGCAACAACUUAUACCCCCGAAUUCCUUGGCCUGCCAGAAGGUGCAUGGGUGCAAGAUGGUGGUCCCCAAUGUGCUGGCCAGGGUGUUGUUGUGGGCCUCAUUGAUACAGGAAUCGACCCAAAUCACCCUAGCUUUGCAGAUGACUUGACAGCUGACAAUUAUCCAGUUCCUGCUCACUACUCCGGUAAUUGUGAGGUUACAAGUGAUUUUCCAUCUGGGUCCUGCAACAGAAAGCUUGUUGGAGCUCGACAUUUUGCAGCAUCUGCAAUAACCCGAGGAGUCUUCAAUGCCUCUCAAGAUCUUGCUUCACCAUCUGAUAAUGAUGGCCAUGGGACCCACACAGCAUCCAUCGCUGCUGGUAAUCAUGGCAUACCUGUUAUUGUGGCUGGGCAUCACUUUGGGGAUGCAAGUGGAAUGGCUCCUCGUGCACACAUCGCUGUCUAUAAAGCGCUGUACAAAGGUUUUGGAGGUUUUGCUGCUGAUGUAGUGGCUGCAAUAGAUCAGGCAGCUGAAGAUAAUGUCGACAUAAUCAGUUUAUCUAUUACCCCUAAUAGGAGGCCUCCUGGAUUGGCUACAUUCUUUAAUCCAAUUGAUAUGGCACUAAUGUCAGCUGUGAAAGAUGGCAUAUUUGUUGUGCAAGCUGCAGGAAAUACCGGUCCUUCCCCUAAGAGCAUGUCUUCAUACAGUCCAUGGAUUUUUACUGUAGGCGCUUCUGCCCAUGACAGGGAGUACAACAACUAUGUUGUACUUGGCAACAAUUUGACCAUUUCAGGAGUUGGUCUUGCUCCUGGAACAGAUGGUGAUUCCAUGUACAAUCUGAUUGCUGCACCUCAUGCACUGCAAAAUUAUACCACCACUCCUAUUGAAAUGUCCCUAGGAGAGUGCCAAGAUCCAAGUCAUCUAGAUAAAGAUCUGAUAAAGGGGAAGAUACUGGUCUGCAGCUAUUCCAUAAGAUUUGUGCUUGGCCUCUCUUCUGUGAAGCAAGCUUUGGAUACAGCAAAGAAUGUCAGUGCUGCAGGAGUUAUAUUUUACUUGGAUCCUUUUGUCCUUGGUUUCCAGCUGAACCCAACUCCAAUGGACAUACCUGGACUUAUAAUACCAUCACCUGAUGACUCUAAGAUAUUCCUAAGUUAUUACAACGAUUCGCUUGUACGAGAUGGGACGUCAGACAAAGUUGUCAACUUCGGUGCAGUUGCGAAAAUACUAGGAGGUCUGAAGCCAAAUUAUGGUAGUUCGGCACCAAAAGUGAUGUUUUAUUCUGCUAGGGGGCCUGACCCUGAGGAUAAUACAUUGGCCAAUGCUGAUAUCUUGAAACCAAAUGUGGUAGCACCUGGCAGUUCCAUUUGGGGUGCUUGGAAUUCGCGUGGAUUGGAUUCUGCUGAAUUUACCGGUGAAAGUUUUGCGAUGCUCUCUGGUACAAGUAUGGCUGCACCACACAUUGCUGGCCUUGCGGCGCUAAUCAAGCAGAAGUUUCCUUCUUUUAGUCCAGCAGCUAUAGGUUCCGCGCUGUCUACUACCACAAUUCUCAGUGACAAGCAGGGGAAUCCAAUCAUGUCACAGCGAACAUACAGCAACCCAGACUCCACCAUGACCGGAGCAGACCUGAACCUGCCGUCGAUCACCAUAGCCGUGCUCAACCAGUCGAGAACAAUAACAAGAACGGUCACCAACGUGGCGAGCGACGAGAACUACACGGUCAGUUGCAACGCCCCCUACGGGGCGGCGGCGUCCGUGGCACCGGCUCAGUUCUUCAUCCCCAGCGGGCAGAAGCAGCUCGUGACCUUCGUCGUGAACGCCACCAUGACCAACUCUUCGGUGAGCUUCGGGGACGUCGAGUUCUACGGGGACAAAGGUCACCGGGUGGUCAUUCCGUUCACGGUCAUGUCUAAGGCUGUGUAG